This is a messenger RNA of Penicillium antarcticum, 1941 nucleotides long. RefSeq lists its product as uncharacterized. Gene Ontology annotation, cellular component: Holliday junction resolvase complex; nucleus. The record is from RefSeq and is a predicted model, not a curated record. Bases 1 to 1941 code for a protein of 646 amino acids. NCBI's taxonomy places the organism in Eukaryota, Fungi, Ascomycota, Eurotiomycetes, Eurotiales, Aspergillaceae. The transcript has 2 exons. Gene Ontology annotation, biological process: replication fork processing; mitotic intra-S DNA damage checkpoint signaling; double-strand break repair. Gene Ontology annotation, molecular function: nuclease activity; DNA binding.
AUGCCUGAAUACAUAGACCUCCUAUCCUCUGAUUCCCCCGAGUCCCCAAAGCGCCCGCUACCGCAACAGUCAGUCGGGCUUCCAUCGCGCCGGCCAUCCCACCAGCUCAACCCGAUUUCGUCAGACCCGUUCGAUUCGUCGCUGUUCAACUACGAUAUUACUCUUGACAAGCCCACCAAGAAGCGAAGAAUAAGCGAAGAGCCUAUUUUAUCACAAGCUCAAACUACCAAAGGAAAAGAACCGCGCGCUGCAACCUUUGCAGCAGACCCGUGGUUUGCCAUCUCCGACGAUGAUUUCGACCUACCGCCAUUGAACGCCGCGGCGCAAAAGAAGUCGACUAAGUCUUGCAUUGAAGAGUCUGAUCCAAUUGUUCUUACAUCUCCGGCUCCAGGCCCUUUACCCAAACCUCCGGCGUCGCGCAAGCCAAAUAAGCCAAUUUGCGAUGUUUUUGAUUUCGAUGACGAUGAUAUUUUGGACUUGGACAAACACCCUCCGUCGAGCUUAAAACUACGCAGUGAUAUUGAAGAGUUCAGCGAUCCUUUUGCUUUGCCGGAAUUUGUGGACUUAUUGGAUAAACCCGAACCAAGGGAUGCUUCUAAUCCCCUGUUCUCCUCAACAACUGCUCGUCUACUUGCUCAAAUUGGCAACGAGUCAAAUCCAGCUUCUGGCCCUCAGAAGUCGAAGGCUGGCGCCCAGCCUGCGGCUAUAGAUGUCAUCCUCGAUAACAUCGACGAGCCAGUGGCUCCUCGGAAACCGGCGAAGAAGACAAGUAAAGCUGAUCCAGAAAAGGAAGCCAAGGCGCGAGCACGGGAGGCGGCUAAAUUGCAAAAAGAUCGAGACCGGGAACUAGAAAAGGAGCGCAAACAGAAGCUCAAGGAAGACAAGGCAAAAGAGAAGCAACGGGCUGCCGAUAUCGCAAGUGUUAACAAACUCAAAGUGAACAAGAAGGACUCCACGCCAGAAAUGAUCAUUGACAUGGCGACUUCUCUGGAAGAAACCAGCGUGGGUACUCAGACCUUAGAGUUCAUGAAACGACUCGGUGUCCAGCAGACAUUUUUCGGGAGCGCAAUUCCUAAUGUGGUCAAAUGGCGCCGCAAAAUGAAUGCCACAUACAACAGGGUUGCACGACACUGGGAACCUUGUCCGGCUUUCAUCCAAGAAGAAAAUCAUAUCCUGUGCCUCGUGCCUGCGCAAGACUUCAUCAACAUGAUCACCCCAGCAUCAGACGACGAAGUAAAAGAAUCACUAGAACAACACGUCCUCCGGAUCAAAGCCGCCUACUCGGACUGCAAACCAAUCUACUUAAUUGAAGGAUUGACGGCACUCAUGCGCAAGAACCGCAACGCCCGAAACAGAGCAUUCCAAGCCGAAGUCCUACGUCAGUACGCAGAGACCGCAGAACCAGAGCCUACAUCAACCACAGCUCGAGGGCGCCGACGAAAAUCAAAGAAAAACACAGACCCGGCAACCCUCAUCGACGAAGAGAGUGUCGAAGAUGCUCUCCUCGAACUACAAGUGACGCACUCCUGCCUCAUCCACCACACAACCGCACCACCCGACUCAGCAGAAUGGAUCAAGAAUUUUACAGAACACAUUUCGACAGUUCCAUACCGCCGAGAACGCCAGGAAGCAAACAACGCCGCAUUCUGCAUGGACGUCGGACAGGUCAAGUCUGGCGUAGACAAGCAUGACACCUUCGUCAAGAUGAUGCAGGAGGUUAAUCGCAUUACUGCACCAAUGGCAUAUGGAAUUGCGGGCCAGUAUCCCUGCGUCACGGAUUUAGUUCGGGCUAUGCGUAUGCAUGGUAAUAUGAUGUUGGAGGAUAUUAAGAAAUCCGCGAACAAGAAUGGUUCGUUGACAAAUGCGCGCAUUGGGCCCGCUGCUAGUAGACGUUUGUAUAAAGUGUUUACGGGUUUGGACCCUAGCUCGACGGAUGUCUAG